UGCCACACCACCUGCGGUCUUUCUCCCGGUCCGCUCUCUUCCUCCCAUCCUCCUACAAAUAUCCAUCGAUUCCACCCACCGACACAUCACCACCACCCCUUCAACUACGCCCGUACCCUUUUCCAGCAUCGACAGUGCAUUUUUUCCUAUCCACCAACCAACCCGCUAUCCUUCCUUUCAUCUAGCGAGGCCACUGCUAUACACAGUCGUCGGUCGCUUCACCCCGGGUCUACCCAAACAAAACCCUUUCCCCUAAGUCACCCCGUAAACUCGAGUUUAUGUCAAUCGAAAACCUCAAGACCUAUGACCCCUUCGCCGAAGCCGAUGAGGAUACAGGUGAAACCAAGCAGGCCCAGAAUUACAUCCAUAUCCGCAUUCAGCAGCGGAAUGGUCGUAAAACCUUGACCACUGUCCAGGGUCUCCCCAAGAAAUUCGACCAGAAGAAAAUCCUUAAGGUCAUCAAGAAGAAGUUCGCCUGCAAUGGCACCAUUGUCAACGACACCGAGAUGGGCGAGGUGAUCCAGCUGCAGGGCGACCAGCGCAAGGAUGUGCAGGAGUUCCUCGUCGACAAGAAGGAGGGUCUAGAGCUGGAUCCCAAGACCAUUAAGGUCCACGGUUUCUAAUGCCGACCAUGUCUGGGGACCGUCUGUAACGCCUACCUAUCGAUCACGAGCCACAAUUGAGAUGGUCAACCCUAGGUGCUGAAGGAGCGGGGCCGCUACGCGAGGACUCCUCGCUAGCGGUCCUCUACCACGUGCCAAGGGCUGCACCAUUGAUCGAGGCGUUUGCGGAGUGGUUACGACAUGAUACCCCCUUUUGUCGAGUAGUCGAGGCUUCUGGUAUUCGAAAUCAGUUGGACGAGGCGAGGGCUGAGGCUGAGUCUGGCAUGAGGAGGGUGGCGAGGAGAAUGAGGAGGACGAUAAGGUCGCUGGUUUUCGCGCAGAGAUGUGGUAUGAAUGACAUGGACAUGCAAUACUCUCGUUCCCCUGCUCUGCAGUAAUGCCAUUACAUAUUACUCAUCGGCAUACCCGCCCGAAAAAUCAAUGCUCGUAUUGCCAAAGACGGCGUCGAUAGACACCGCGUGGAGGAACAGCUACCUAGACUCUCUCCGGUAGCGGGAGCUCUUACCAGUGGAGCCGGUCGUGAUUACUUAUUAGCAGUAGUGAUCAAGUAGUCAGCAAUUACUUUUCAGUCGCUCA
Messenger RNA from Durotheca rogersii, 1199 nucleotides. Its product is annotated as anaphase-promoting complex subunit Apc5. Bases 279 to 623 code for a protein of 114 amino acids. Gene Ontology annotation, molecular function: RNA binding; ribosomal small subunit binding; translation initiation factor activity. Gene Ontology annotation, biological process: translational initiation. The transcript is spliced from 4 exons. The record is from RefSeq and is a predicted model, not a curated record. Gene Ontology annotation, cellular component: eukaryotic 43S preinitiation complex. NCBI's taxonomy places the organism in Eukaryota, Fungi, Ascomycota, Sordariomycetes, Xylariales, Xylariaceae.